AUGAUUGUAGCCACAGUUGAAACCAACAGGCCUCCUGCUUUUGCUCGCAAAGGCCUUCCUUUCACAGUCGAUGUCUCUUCCAAAACUACUGUGGGUGACAUCAAGGCCGAGGUUGCCCACAAAAUCCCCAAGUUCUAUGUGUCGAGGCAAAAGAUAACCCUAAAGAAUGAGAAAAAAGCUCUCGAGGAUGAGAUAAAGUUGGCGGAUGUUGGCUUGGGGAGCGGAGGCGACUUGGAGGUGAAGGACUUGGGGCCCCAACUGAGCUGGAAGCUGGUGUUUAUCAUUGAAUAUCUUGGUCCUAUGCUUAUCCAUCCUCUUUUCUACUACUUCCCCGAAUGGUUCUACGGACAAGCGGUGGUGCACAGUGAACUACAAAGAUUUAUCUUCACCUUUGUCAUGCUACACUACGCCAAACGUGAGCUGGAGACUUUGUUCGUUCAUCGGUUCUCCCAUGGCACUAUGCCAGCUAGAAACAUAUUCAAAAACUCAUUCCACUACCACGUUCUCGGUGGAUUAUUGAUGGCUCUCGACGCAUAUCGAGGUAAAUACUCGGCUGACUCUGCGUUCAUCAAAGGAAGCGUCAUGGAAGAUGAACGUUUUCUUUGGGCAUGCACUGGAUUGUGGACAUUCUUCGAACUAUCCAACCUGUCAACACACUUGACUCUUCGGAGUUUGCGGCCCGCAGGAACAAAGAAGCGGGGAAUUCCGAAGGGCUACGGGUUUGGAUUGGUGUCAUGUCCCAACUACAUGUUUGAAGUUUUAGGCUGGAUCGUCGUUUGCGUUAUGUCGAGGAGCUGGGCGACAUGUUUUUUCACUGUGGCAGGUGCUGGUCAAAUGGCAAUCUGGGCGCUGGCUAAACAUAGAAACUACAAGAAGGAAUUUGAGAAGGAAUAUCCUCGAGGAAGGAAAGCGAUGUUUCCUUUCAUUUUGUAG
Guyanagaster necrorhizus is the source of this 933-nucleotide messenger RNA. RefSeq lists its product as uncharacterized. NCBI's taxonomy places the organism in Eukaryota, Fungi, Basidiomycota, Agaricomycetes, Agaricales, Physalacriaceae. Gene Ontology annotation, biological process: very long-chain fatty acid biosynthetic process. The record is from RefSeq and is a predicted model, not a curated record. Gene Ontology annotation, molecular function: oxidoreductase activity, acting on the CH-CH group of donors; protein binding. The transcript is spliced from 9 exons. Bases 1 to 933 code for a protein of 310 amino acids.